This is a messenger RNA of Truncatella angustata, 1692 nucleotides long. RefSeq names its product general substrate transporter. The transcript is spliced from 3 exons. NCBI's taxonomy places the organism in Eukaryota, Fungi, Ascomycota, Sordariomycetes, Amphisphaeriales, Sporocadaceae. The record is from RefSeq and is a predicted model, not a curated record. Gene Ontology annotation, cellular component: membrane. Gene Ontology annotation, molecular function: carbohydrate:proton symporter activity. Gene Ontology annotation, biological process: carbohydrate transport; transmembrane transport. The coding region runs from base 1 to 1692 and encodes 563 amino acids.
AUGGGCUGGCACAAACCCGACAAUGUCGCCGGUUCCUCAGCGCCAGCCAUCAUGGUUGGCUUGUUCGUCGCUACCGGCGGCCUGCUGUUCGGAUACGAUACUGGCGCCAUCAAUGGCAUCAUGGCGAUGGAUGCUUUCACGAAGCAAUUCAGCACAGGCUACCACGAUUCCACUGGACCCGCGUUAACCCCCUCGCAAACCGCCAUUAUUGUCGCCAUACUCAGCGCCGGGACCGCCCUUGGUGCUUUGAUCGCAGCACCGUGUGCUGAUACUCUCGGCCGUCGAUUAUCACUCCUUUUAUCAGUUGGCGUCUUCUGUUUCGGUGUGGUGUUUCAGGUCUGCGCCGAUGCCAUUCCGAUGCUCUUGGUGGGACGGUUCUUUGCUGGUGUCGGCGUAGGUGCCGUGUCGGUCCUGGUCCCCCUCUAUCAGUCGGAAAUGGCCCCGAAAUGGAUUCGUGGCACACUUGUCUGUGCCUAUCAGCUUUCGAUUACCAUCGGCCUCUUUACAUCGUCUGUGGUCAACAUUGCAGUGAAGGGGAUGGAUGGUGCCGCUGCCUACCGGAUCCCCAUCGGCUUACAGUUCAGCUGGGCUUGCAUCCUGGCUCUCGGUAUCUUGAUACUUCCGGAAACUCCACGAUACCUCAUCAAAAGAGGCCAGAAGGACUCAGCCGCUCUUUCACUCAGCCGACUUCGACGCUUGGACAUCACGCAUCCCGCGCUUGUCGAGGAGCUUGCCGAGAUUCAAGCCAACCACGACUACGAAAUGAGCCUCGGGCCUGAUUCUUACAAGGACAUCUUCCUCGGUGCACCCCAUCUAGGACGUCGAACUCUGACAGGUUGUGGUCUGCAGAUGCUACAGCAGCUCACUGGUAUCAACUUCAUCAUGUACUACGGGACCACCUUCUUCCACGGUGUCGACGUGAACAGUCCAUUCUUAAUUUCCAUCAUCACUAACGUUAUCAACGUGGUAUCUACGUUGCCCGGCUUGUUUGUUGUCGAGACAUGGGGUCGGCGAAAUCUAUUGAUCAUCGGUGCGAUAGGCAUGUCUAUCUGUCAACUUACCAUCGCCAUCUUCGCCAGUGUGACCAACAACGUCGACGGAGAAACUUCUAGCAAGAUUUUAAUCAUCUUUGUAUCCUUCUUCAUUUUCUUCUACGCUGCGUCUUGGGGCCCCGUAUGUUGGGUAGUCACUGCCGAAAUAUUUCCCCUCAAGGUCAGGGCAAAGGCCAUGUCCGUCUCCACAGCAUCCAACUGGCUUCUCAACUUCGGCAUCGCCUACGGCACACCGUACAUGACAGGGACGGGCGCUGGUGCCGCGGAUAUGGGAUCCAAGGUGUUUUAUGUAUGGGGUGCCUUUUGCGUCCUGUCCGGCCUGUUCGUGUACUGCAUGGUAUUCGAAACCAGCAAAAUCAGCCUGGAGCAGAUCGAUGAAAUGUACGAGCGCGUGGAUUAUGCGUGGCACAGCAAGAAGUUCGAACCUAGUUGGAGCUUUCAGCAAUUACGAGACGAAGGAUUUGCCAACAGCGGCAUACCGCCAGCGGAGCACGAACUUCAACCGUCAGUCACUGGAUCAAGCGCCACCGACAGCAUAGAAACGAUCCAUACAGACCCCGGUACCAAUGGAGAUAACAGAUCAGAGGAGGAUAAGAUAAUACAAUCGAUGGGGCUAGGCAAUGUCGAGUUUAGCUAUUGA